Molecule: messenger RNA, 2197 nt
Organism: Acaromyces ingoldii
Lineage: Eukaryota; Fungi; Basidiomycota; Exobasidiomycetes; Exobasidiales; Cryptobasidiaceae
Exons: 2
Coding region: 108-2120 (670 amino acids)
Molecular function (GO): protein binding
Source: RefSeq, a predicted model, not a curated record
CUCAUCGCACUCACAAGGAACGAAUCCAAGGCGUAGACGGCCCAGAGCAGAACCGCUGUCGGCUGGAGACGGGACUGCCUGUCUCCACUGCGCGUCAUAGACCCCUCAUGUCUUCGUAUACGACGACGCUCCCUACGCUCUCGUCCGAGGUGAUCCUUCGCAUCCUGCUCCACCUCGACGAUGCGCGCGAUGUGACGAGGGUACGACAGACAUGCCGUCGCUUGUGGGCGAUCGGAGGUGAUGGCACGCUUUGGAAGUCGCUCUUCGUUCGCACCUUUCUCUCGCCACCGCCGAAGAGGGAAGGGACGGCAUCCCGCAAACGGCCUGCCGAGUUCAUCGAUGACACGAGGCCCUCAAAGGUAGCUCGGACGGGUAGCGACAGGCCACGUUCGAUCGCGUCGCUGCCGAUGAUGCAGCGAGCGCCUCUCGAGAUGCUGGGAGUGCGACAGGGGGACGAGGAAGAGGACAAGACCAUCGACUGGCUUUCCCUCUUUCGCAUUACUUCCAACUGGCACGGCGGCCAAUUUGUUCCGAGGAGCCUCCAUCCUCCAACGACUUCCGAGAAGCAGUCACCGCAACGUGCCUCGUCGAGCCGCCAGACGCCAUUAGUAACGGCACGAUCGGCGGCGCGGAUUCCCAGUCGCCCAAGAACGCUCGUUGACUCCUCUUCGCGCUUUAUCUUCACGACUGCUGGCUCCCGUGAUGGAAACGAAGACGAGGAAGACGGCUGUCCCAGCGUGCUCGUGUUCAGCGUUGAGAAUGAUGUCACAGAUAGCAGAGAGCCUCAGCGGCAAGAAGCACUGGCCAGCUUUCGCUCGCCCUCGCUGGCGAGACGACUUUCACUUUCGAAGAAGCGGGCGGAUGGCAUUGUUGUCACGGCCAUUGCUGUAGAUCGGGCAGCAGUGUCUAACUCCUCAGUGCGACUCGUCGUUACGUACUCAACUGGGCAAGCGUCUCUGGUUCGCUUCCAGUCCCAGUCGAGAAUAUCUUUCGUCGAAGAAGCCUUUUUUGACGUCUCGAGAAUCGGAGCCGGCGCCCCGGACGAGAUCGUGUCGGCUUCCUUCCAUUGGCCACUGCUGGUCACAUGCACUGCUAAGUUUCUCGUUCGUAUCUGGUCGUUCAGGAGCAGUAGUCACGAUCACGUCGAUGUCUCGCGAUGCGAGGAGAUGACAACAUACUCUUGCCACUGGCCCGCCUCGUUUCGUCUGGAACCAGUCGCGACACCCUCAGAUGCCACUGCCAAGGCCAGCUAUCGACUGAGCAUCGCCUUUUCCACACCAGUCUAUCCGAUCGGAUGGAGCGUGGGCUUUCAAGAGGUACUUCUCAGACCUUCGUCUUCCUCGUCUGGCCACUAUUUCACCUCGAGUCGAUCCGCCAUGGCCAAACGCCCACACGUGGUCACGCGCAUUGAUUCGCCGUCAAAAGUCAGAGACCCGCGGGGCAGCAAGUCGCUCCCGAUGCCUCGGGCCCGCCGCAUCGAUUCAGAGCAGCUGGGCCGCCCGACGGGUCUCAGCUACGAGGCGCCCUUCGUGGUCGUGGGCAGCAGCGACAACGGCAUCUCCGUCUUUCGCGUAGUCGACGACGACUCCAAGCUUACGGUCGAGCACCUCACGUCGCUCCAGGGUCACACUGGAAAGGUAUACUCGGUCAGCCUCAACGAAGGCCGCUGUGUGACGGGAGGAAGCGACGGGAGCGUAAGAGUGUGGAAGCUGGGCGAUGAGCAAGCGGCCCUAGCUGAUGCUGCCGGGAUCAGCAUCGACGCCAGCUGGAGACCAGGCAUGGGAAGUCUCGUCACGCUUCGGUCUCCCGGUCUGCGCUCCCUCGGCACCACCUCUUCCUCGACUCCUGCGUCUACCUCUUCGUCUCCACUUCCUCACCACAGAGCCAAAACGCUCGCCGACAUCCUCAGCGAAAUUCGCUCCUCUGCUCACUCCGACAGCGGUAGAUCUGGUCCCGACAGACAAGCCAUCAUCCGAUGGGUUGCCAGCGCCUUUGAUAGAAUCGUCAGCGUCACCUCUGCCCGCACUCUACCUUCGUCUUCUACAUCUCCCGCGUCAUGCCGCGGCGAAUCGCACGAGGCGGACGAGGAGCAAGUUCAGGUCUGGAGCUUUUCUCAAUGAGGGCAUUUCUUUGAGGGCAUUUCCCUUCCUUUUCUCUCAUCAAUUGUAUUUUUACAUGCCAACUUGCGGGAAUAGUC